CUUUUUUUUUUUUUUUUUUGGUGUGUGUAUGUGUGUGUGUAUUGGGUGUGUGUGUCGGGGUGUAUGUGUAGGGGGUUUGUCGGGGCGCGGAGAGGAGAGUCGGGCCGAGGGGAAGGAAGGAAGCCGCAGAGCUAUUGGGUCUAGGGCUGCGUCUCCCCUCCAGCGCUCUCCUGCCUGCACACCCCGAAGCGGCGGCAGCGCGCGGCGCUCUUCGCUGGGGACUCGGCGCUCCAGCUGGGAACAGCGAGGACCCCUUUGCGGAGGCUUCCCGUGCCCGCUGGAGUUAGGAUGCCAGAGCGGUUGAUUUGCACAUACUGAGCCUGGAGUUUCCUCCUCGGCCCUGGGAAGGGCUUGCAGCGGCGGCGGCGGCAGGAGCAGACCGAACAACAGGCUCUCUUCUCCGUGGGGGGGCGUCGAAGCGCCCGCGCGGGGCUCCCGCCCUCACCCUCCCGCGUUCCCGCGGCCCCAAGCCGCCACUUCGGAGUCCGCCUCCUUCCUCUUCCUCCUCGCUGCGAGCCCCGGGCGCUGUCGCUUCUAGGAUCCGACCCGCGCGCCCCGGAUGCUGGGGCUGUCCCGGCGCGCCCCCCCUCUUGGCGCCACGGGCUGAGUAAUCCGCAGGGGGCUAGAGCUCUCCCCAAGAGGGACCCCCGGCCUCAGGACCCCGCGCAGGACCCGCCGGGGAGAAGACGAUGUCUGCGCAGCCCCCGGCUUUGAAGCGCUCCACGCAGCCGGGGGAAGGUGGCCGACCGCAGCCCGCGGAGCCCUAGGCGCACAAAGCCCGCGCCCGCCCGCCGGGUCUCGGCGCCCGCCGACGACUUUGCCGCCUGCUCCGCGGCUCUUUGUCUCCAGUUGGGGCGGGCGCCCGACUCUGGGAUUUCGCUGUGGGAGCGGGCUGGGGGGGCCGGGGGCGAGUUCUCGGUUUCCCGGCUGCCCCCCGCUCGGGCUCGGCUUCCCCCUCCCCCGCACCUCCCCGGCCCGGGCUCCCGGCGCUUCCACGCUCUCGGAAUCACGACCCCUCCCUGCCAUGUAUCCCCAAGGCAGACAUCCGGCUCCCCAUCAACCCGGGCAGCCGGGAUUUAAAUUCACGGUGGCUGAGUCUUGUGACAGGAUCAAAGACGAAUUCCAGUUCCUGCAAGCUCAAUAUCACAGCCUCAAAGUGGAGUACGACAAGCUGGCGAAUGAGAAGACAGAGAUGCAGCGCCAUUAUGUGAUGUACUAUGAGAUGUCCUAUGGCUUGAACAUUGAAAUGCACAAGCAGACAGAGAUUGCGAAGAGACUGAACACAAUUUUAGCACAGAUCAUGCCUUUCCUGUCACAAGAGCACCAGCAGCAGGUGGCGCAGGCGGUGGAACGCGCCAAGCAGGUGACCAUGACGGAGCUGAACGCCAUCAUCGGGCAACAGCAGCUCCAGGCGCAGCAUCUCUCCCAUGCCACGCACGGGCCCCCGGUCCAGUUGCCGCCCCACCCGUCGGGCCUCCAGCCUCCAGGGAUACCCCCAGUGACCGGGAGCAGCUCGGGGCUGCUGGCGCUCGGUGCCCUGGGCAGCCAGGCCCACCUGACCGUGAAGGAUGAGAAGAAUCACCAUGAACUUGACCACAGAGAGAGAGAAUCAAGCACGAAUAACUCAGUGUCCCCCUCGGAAAGCCUCCGGGCCAGCGAGAAGCACCGGAGCUCCACAGACUACAGCAUGGAAGCCAAGAAGCGGAAAGCAGAGGAGAAGGACAGCCUGAGCCGAUACGACAGUGACGGGGAUAAGAGUGACGAUCUGGUGGUGGAUGUUUCCAAUGAGGACCCAGCGACACCCCGGGUCAGCCCAGCACACUCCCCUCCUGAAAAUGGGCUGGACAAGGCCCGUGGCCUGAAAAAGGAUGCCCCUACCAGCCCUGCCUCCGUGGCCUCAUCCAGCAGCACGCCUUCCUCCAAGACCAAAGACCUUGGUCAUAACGACAAAUCCUCCACCCCUGGGCUCAAGUCCAACACACCAACUCCAAGGAACGAUGCCCCGACUCCAGGCACCAGCACAACCCCAGGUCUCCGGUCAAUGCCGGGCAAACCUCAGGGCAUGGACCCGAUAGGUAUAAUGGCCUCCGCCCUGCGCACGCCCAUCUCCAUCACCAGCUCCUACGCAACGCCCUUUGCCAUGAUGAGCCACCACGAGAUGAACGGCUCCCUCACCAGCCCCGGCGCCUACGCCAGCCUCCACAACAUCCCUCCCCAGAUGAGUGCCGCUGCCGCUGCUGCCGCCGCCGCCUACGGCCGAUCGCCAAUGGUGAGCUUUGGAGCUGUUGGUUUUGACCCCCACCCUCCCAUGCGGGCCACGGGCCUGCCCUCGAGCCUCGCCUCCAUUCCUGGCGGAAAACCCGCAUACUCUUUCCACGUGAGCGCCGAUGGGCAGAUGCAGCCCGUGCCCUUCCCCCACGAUGCUUUGGCAGGCCCCGGCAUCCCACGGCACGCCCGCCAGAUCAACACACUCAGCCACGGGGAGGUGGUGUGUGCCGUGACCAUCAGCAACCCCACGCGGCACGUCUACACGGGUGGCAAGGGCUGUGUGAAGAUCUGGGACAUCAGCCAGCCGGGCAGCAAGAGCCCCAUCUCCCAGCUGGACUGCUUGAACAGGGACAACUACAUCCGCUCCUGCAAGCUGCUCCCUGAUGGGCGCACACUGAUCGUGGGCGGUGAGGCCAGCACGCUCACCAUCUGGGACCUGGCCUCACCCACGCCCCGCAUCAAGGCAGAGCUGACAUCCUCUGCUCCUGCCUGCUAUGCUCUGGCCAUCAGCCCCGACGCCAAAGUCUGCUUCUCCUGCUGCAGCGAUGGGAACAUUGCCGUCUGGGACCUGCACAACCAGACCCUGGUCAGGCAGUUCCAGGGCCACACAGAUGGGGCCAGCUGCAUCGACAUCUCUCACGACGGCACCAAGCUGUGGACAGGGGGCCUGGACAACACUGUGCGCUCCUGGGACCUGCGGGAGGGCCGGCAGCUGCAGCAGCAUGACUUUACCUCCCAGAUCUUCUCCCUGGGUUACUGCCCCACCGGCGAAUGGCUGGCCGUGGGCAUGGAGAGCAGCAACGUGGAGGUGCUGCACCACACCAAGCCCGACAAGUACCAGCUGCACCUGCACGAGAGCUGCGUGCUUUCCCUCAAGUUUGCCUACUGCGGCAAGUGGUUUGUGAGCACUGGGAAAGAUAACCUCCUCAACGCCUGGAGGACCCCUUACGGAGCCAGCAUAUUCCAGUCUAAAGAAUCCUCGUCUGUCUUGAGUUGUGACAUUUCAGCAGAUGACAAAUAUAUUGUAACGGGCUCUGGUGACAAGAAGGCUACAGUCUAUGAGGUCAUCUACUAAACGAGGACUCUAACAGGGCCGUCAGACUCUGGGAGAAACCGACUCAGCUCUGACAGGGAGACCCUGGGCCGGGCACCGGCGGACAGUGGAGGAUGGGGUACGGCGGCCGUGUCCCCCAGGGCUCCCGCAAGCUGAGCGGGGCUGCCCCAUCACGGUCUGGACUCCUGGGCAUGAAUUGAUGUGUCUCACGGACUCGGAUGGAUUUUUCCUCUCCUCCUGCCCCUUAACCAUCCUGGCAGAUGCUACAAAUAGAUUGGAGGCUUGUGGCUCUCCAGUCCCCAACAUAAAUCUCUCUUUUUUUCCCCUUCCCCUCUGCCUGGGUCAGGGACACUGGAGUGGACCACACUUCUGAGCAGGGGGAGGAGGGCUCUCUAUUUCCCAAUUGUGCAGUGCGCAAGAUUUGUGAAAAAUGUAAAUAGUAGAUUCCUAACUCGGACUUUGGUCAGCGGGGGAGGAGGCCCCUUCCCACCAGAAACCCUAGCCGUGUAUUUCGCCUGCUGUAUUUGUAAUCCACUCGUGGUGGUGGCUUUUUAUUUUU
Choloepus didactylus (southern two-toed sloth) is the source of this 3881-nucleotide messenger RNA. RefSeq names its product TLE family member 3, transcriptional corepressor (gene TLE3). Gene Ontology annotation, molecular function: transcription corepressor activity; protein binding. Lineage: Eukaryota; Metazoa; Chordata; Mammalia; Pilosa; Megalonychidae. The transcript has 20 exons. The coding region runs from base 1025 to 3343 and encodes 772 amino acids. Gene Ontology annotation, biological process: negative regulation of canonical Wnt signaling pathway; regulation of DNA-templated transcription. The record is from RefSeq and is a predicted model, not a curated record. Gene Ontology annotation, cellular component: transcription regulator complex; nucleus.